Molecule: messenger RNA, 6264 nt
Organism: Porites lobata
Lineage: Eukaryota; Metazoa; Cnidaria; Anthozoa; Scleractinia; Poritidae
Source: the annotation of a GenBank genome assembly
CUCAAUUAUGACAGUAAAGUAUGUUACAUCGAAAUGAGCAGUUAUUCUCCGGUUAUUCAGGCCAUUUGAAAGAAUUUUCGUGCACAAGGAAACUUAUAUGAAGGUUUCGGGGUCGCUGUUGGAGGAGAAGUUCUGUUACAAUCAAACAAUCCUAGAAAUUAUUAAGACAUCCGUCGAUUUACAUGAUAACUCUGGAGAUAAACCUUGAAUGUGACUCCACGGAAAACAAAUGAUGCCUUUUCUAGUAGUAAUUGCUGUUGCUCUUACUUUAUACAGCGGAAUACGAGGUAAGUUGAAUAUAAUGUAACUUGCAGCAAGUCGCCUUUUUCUUACGUUUUACAAAUAUCACAAGGAAUAAUAUGAACACAGUGCGUUGUGACUGAAGCCCUGUUAGUCCUGUUAAAGUAAAAUUCCAUCAAGCGACAUGGUCUUAAACAGCCGGCAACGUAGGAUGGAGAAAAUGGUGAUAAACGACUUCGGCAGGGACAUAGCUUCCUCCUCAAAACGCGCAACGGCGGCAGGUUUGGUGAUAUUUAGAUUUGAAACAUACGUACCCCUCCUCACCCUCCCCCCACCCACUGGUUAAUCGACCGCCCUUUACUGUCGACUUUUCGGGGUGUGGAUCGUACCCGAGACUACCAGUCUAUCGCCUUCUCAACAAGAACUGACAGACAGCAAACAUAUUAUUCGUUGGUAGCGUGCAAACAACUGAGGGGAGGUGAACUUAGGCCGUCGGCGUAAAAGCCUGGGGGUAGCCUUAAUGGGGAGUCUGGAUCGCCGAAUGGAUUCUCAAAACACCGAGGAUAAGAACUGACAGACAUUGCAAAUUUUAUAUUUAAACGGUAGAUUGGUAACGUGCAAACAACUGUUCGGGGAGGUGAACUGAUCCGUUUAUAGGGAUCUCAGAAAAUUUCAGCUAGGAAAAGGCUCGGGGCUAAGUGGGGGGUAAAUAUCCGUUUAAAAUGGGUAAUUAUACCAUUUUGUAGAUGUUAAAAGGCUAAGGCAGGGGAUUUUACCGCAAAUGGAUGGUUCUCAAAUCGUCUUCCGAACAGAUAUUUUCCCGAAUGGAUUGACUAUAAUGGGGUCGCAUUUUCAAUAGAGUUGCUAGAAUGGGGUCGCACAUUUUCGAAUUUUGGGCGGUAAGACACUAGUUCUUCAUAUUUACGGUUAGCAAACGUACCAGAGUGUUUGCACUGCAGAUGAAAAGUAAAGUGUUCUUCAUUCAAAACGACGGUCUGCCACUAACUAGGACAUCUAAGUACCAGGGCUCCUUUAGGUUCAGUAGGACCAGGUUCAGGUUCAGGUUCCUUCAAUGGGACCGUUGGGAUAAAAGCAAUGCCACGUAGAAUUUCAAAAGGUAAAACAAGUGACAAAAUUUGCCAAUACGAGUAACGGCGUUCGCGUUUGUUUAUUCUCUCAAAACGAGACUAAAUGUACAGUUCGAGUUUCGACAGGUUUUACAUCCUUAGUACUUGCUGUGAGGACAUCUACGUUCGUUACUGCAUGUAAAAAAAGUAACAAUGAUAGUUUGUCAUUAUUGUUUUAAAGAUGAAAAGUUUUUCAUUCUUUGUUGUCUACAAUAAACAAACUUGAAGCGAUUUCUUGCAUUGGAAAAUUUUACCACUUGUUUUCCCCUUAAAAACCACGUGACACGCUUAAGAGCGUGUGCAAAGAUGGCUGGCAUCGUGAUUAAGGUCUAUUAAAGCGGGCCCAUGGUGGUUCCGCUCACAGGGUUGUCAUGGUUACGCUCCGCUCUCGCUUGGGGCUCCAAAAGUUUGUUCAGUUAACUUUUCUACACCUAUCUAGUGGCAAUGGGUCAUUAUACGUUUCCACCUAAGCCAACAUUAGCACUUACUUCUCACUUAGAGCAAAAUGUUGGCUUAGGGGAGGGGUAGGAAGGCAGUUUGCCAGAAAAGUAUAAUCUUUAGGAUCCCUAUUUGGCUUGUUUUUUAAAUAGCUGGAGCUGGUGUUAAGGUGACUGUUGACUGUGAUCUGGACCAGAUGAGUGUACACAUACCGAAAACCUUGAUUCCAGGCUUCCAACUGGCAGACUUACUGCUCUUAGAUCCAAACUGUGAGCCAGUGAAAAGCGAGAACAGUAGUCACAUGACCGUAACAACGCCUCUGACUGACUGUGGCACCGAGAUGCAACACACGAAAGAAAAUGUCAUUUAUAGAAAUGUUAUUGAGGAUGGAUAUGCAAGGAAUGCAAUAGUCGGCCGACUACAGGUUUGUUUGUGUGCUCAAUAGCUUUGUAACUUCUUGUGAGGUGUAGGAUGAAGAGAUUUAGCACAAGCAGCCAUUGGAGGGGGGGAGGGGUAGGGGCAGACGAAAGGGAGGAGGGAGACCCAGUAGGCAAAGCCCUAGCCGCGAGAGUUUCCUUCCUUUUUUCUAAUAGAGAGCUUAAGCAGCUACGUUUUUAAGCGACGCACGUCAACCGGAAGUGAGCUUUUUUCCCUUUUAAUACGCCUUGCAUGGCUAAAUGUCUUUACUCUUAUAGAGACGAUUUGCCCAAAAAUUUUUCCAAAAUCACGGCUCAAGAGUGCAAAAAGUACACUUCCGUGCGUCGCUCAAAAACGUGGCUAGCCUGCGAGCAAGCUCUCUUAAUUGGGCGAGCGAAGCGAUACUCGCAGACUAAAACGUCGCUGCUUAAAUUUCCUCACUUCCCUAAAAUAGGGAAAACGUCCUCAAGCAAGACUAAUCUACUGAUCCGCGACUCGUGAGAAUCGCGAGAGGAGAGAAAGAAGGAGAGGUUCUCUUCAAUUCCCCCCCUCAGUGCUUCUCUUCUCUUACUGCUAAUUUGCAUAAUCAUCAAUGAGCUCGCAUGCCCCCACUGAUCUGGAGAAAGAGGACGACUGCUAGGAGUCUAACAAAGCCUAAUAACGCUGAUCCAUGUCUCUUACUCUUCCUUAGGUUUUGGAGAUUCCAUUCGAGUGUGUUUAUCUAAACCAGGCAGAGGCCUCUCUCGUCCAAAUGAAUGUUGAGCAAACCAAGGCUAUUGCUUUAGCACCUGAAGAAGGCUCAGGAAUGUUCGCUCUUAAAAUAGAUAUAUUUAAGGUAAGGGCCUUAAAUUAUGCUUAGGCCUUCAUUGAAAUUUCUUCGCCGUAAUGUCGUACCCACAUCUCUUGUCGACGGAUUCUUCAACAAGAGAUCAGAAGCCUGUUUCUCGAAAGUCCCGAUAACUUUUACUUUUCUGGCCUGGAAAGCGGUUUUGUGUUUGUUGUGCGUUCAAGAUCAAACUUUAAAUAACUUUGAGAAUAAUACAAUGAAACUAUCAGAAAACGAAGCAAUUUUGACUGGUUUGUGGGCUAGCAACUGUGCUACUAUUCAACAAGUUUUGAUUUUAAAAUUUGCCUUCAGGCCCGAAAAGUUUCCGGGUCUGUCGAGAAACGGGCCGCUGGUUUACGAGUUUAUGUUCACAGCUCAUGGGAUGAAUUAUUGCUAUUUACAAUAACAACAACAAUCUUUUUAUUAACACUAUUCAGGUACGAAGAAGAAGAAAAAACAUGAGAAUGCAAGAAACUAUAGAAAAUAAAAUGAUAGAAAUUAUAUAACUAUAUUUACAAUUUUUGAAUCAGUGUGCAACAGCCAAAGUAGCAAAGCUUUCGAGUUCGCUGCUGCUUAUUUACAAGUAAAGAAAGGAACAAAGGAAAGAAAUAGUACUGAUAGAUUAAACUUAUUCACAUAAUUCGUUCUCCUCGCUUCCUUUCUUAUGUAAACAUUUGCAAGAGCGGAGCUCUUGAAAACGUGGCCGACACCAUUAGCUAAUUAAUUCACCCAAAUUUUCAAAAGUUAAAAAUUUUAAAAAGUUGACAAUCUUAAUAGGCCAUUUCUGUGUUCCGAGUUGAAAGCUAUUUAAGAGGACAUAAUUGCUUGGAAGACAUUUACAUCAAAAUUCAAGAAAAAUGAUUGGGCACAAAUUGCAUAACUACCUCGUGUAGCCAGCCCAUAUACCUGUGUUACCGGGCCUAAAUAUUUGGUUUGAUCACUGUACUACUUGUAGUAAAUUAUGCGUUGUUGAGGUUAUCUAAAAAGCUUAUUAAAAGAGCUCAAAGUGUUGGUGAGGUUAGUGCGUACUUGUCAAGAGUACAAUUUUCUGGAUAUGUGGAAAUGAAAGUCAGCCAGGCCUGAACUAGUCGAAAUGCUGGCUACGCUCCUGUAAUAUACACGUGCAGAAAUGCAGACAUGAUUCUGAAAUCUACAACUACCAGCGGAUUCAACUUUCGAAUAAUAAAUGCAUUAACGGAAUCUUGGGGUAGGAUUGACCUGGCUUGACUGUAAGAAUUGUCAUUUAUAGAGUGAAGACUAUGCCGAGGAAUACUUGAGUUUCCCAAUAGUGGUGACAUUGCAACAGCGUCUUUAUUUACAAGUAUCAGUAGACACACCCGACACGCGGUUAGGAAUCACUGCUGACACGUGCUAUGCCACACCCAUCAACAGCAUCUCAAAGAAAGAAAAACAUGACAUCAUUCUCAAUGGGUAGGUAUGGUUUUGCCGCUUAAUUUUUAAAUUUUGUUACAGGCGUGCUCUGUCAUAUGUGACCAGUAACACUGAGAUUUGAAUAAAAUAGAAGUCUCCCUGGAAGCACUUUGAAGGUCAUUAAUUAACAGGGAAAUAUCUGAAGUAGUAUUUUGCGGAUGUGCAACAUGUGAGGCUAAGCCUCAGUUGAUCUGGCGGACUGAAACUUUUAAAUAAUUAAAAACUAAUAAAAGUAGUUCUCUUCUAGUGAAUACAGCAAAAAAAUAUCACGCGUUUAUUUAUAGCUUUCAACCUUUCCUGCGUACCCGGGCCUUCACAAUAUUCUAGAUAUGAUAAUUUAAAAGGGACGUUUUCAACAUCUUUCUCGGUCCAUCCUUCUUUCCAAUCAGUCAUCGUUGACCACAGACUGUUGCUAAGAAUAAGAUACUCGAAAUUAGAUGAGGGAAAUGCUAUUUUUUCAUGACGCAGGACCAAGUCUUAGUAACCUGGUCGCCAUACUCUUAGCGUACAUGGGUAGGUGUCUAGUCCAAAACAACAGCCCACCCCACUUCACCCCUAAAUUCCUUGAACAACGCUCUUUAACCACUCCACCCCUAUCUCCCCUGUCCAAGGCCCCUUACAUCGAUGACUUCUCUGAACAAGGUUACGUUUGACUUUUGAUUGUGACAAGAAAAAAAUGAUUAAGAAUUUUUUUUCGUUUCAAACAACUUCAUUUAUUUUACAAAAGGUGCCCGACAGAUGAGACCGUCAAGUUCUAUGGUGCUCCCGCAACAGCGCGACGGUUCAGUUUUACGGCAUUUCAGUUUAUCAAUGGUCCUGUUGAGCCAUACCUUUACGUACAUUGUGACGUUAAACUGUGUAAUUUAACAGACUCCAAGCCCAGUUGCAUGAAGGAAUGCAAUGACAAGUUAGAAAGUAGGCAGAGAAGGGAGGUGAAAACAGAUAUUUAUGACCUGGAGCGAGGUCCAAUUAUCAUUUUAAGAGAAAAGGAAUACAGCUUAGAAAAUGACGCUGAAAAUGAGGAAAUGGGGGAAAAAAGAGGUAAUUGAAACCCUUUUUUUCUAUUUUAUCGUGAAAUUAUAGUGCUAAAAAGCUAAUAAGGCACAGUUUAACAUCGCUCAAAAUUUGUUGCUUAAUAAACGACGUGUUUAGUGUUCAACACAUUGCCAGUUGUUGCACGUAAAAGAGCCCAUAUUAUUCUCGUUCAACAAAAUGGUCUGUUUCAGCAUUCAACAUGGAAAGCUAUGAGAGCUGCAACAUCUGUUGAUCAGCAAAAGUUGAAACUUAUGUUAUUCUCAGUGUUAUUGGAAAAGGCUGCUAAUAUAAAUUGAAAAGCGAUAUUUACUCCUGACUUUUAGAGUCUUUGGCUUAACAUGCAAAAAUCAACUAAGCCUCAAACCUCAGAUGCGCGACUCAGCCUCACGCUAAGGCCACAGAUUCAAGUUUUCCCUUUUCACUGCAAGAAUAUUCACCUCAAAAUCACAUCUUUUUGCAUGGGCAGUCCUUUAUUUGAUUUAAACGACUCUCUAAUGCUUAAUUUAGGACUGGCAUCCAGUGCAAUAUUGCCUUUAGAAUUGCUUCUUUCUACCCUAUCUAUAUCUUUUCGUUUUAGAUCCUUCGUCUUCAAGAAUAACCCCCUGGUUGCUUGUUGUUAUGGGGAUCAUGUGUGCUAUUUGUUUUGGUGCUGUAAUACACACUGUAAUGGAAGUCAAACGAGCAAGAAAAGCUUCAGAUUCUAAGAAGGACCUAUUAUGUAGCCUCUCGCCGCCCUGCUCCGGAGAAUAA